UAACUUCCCAGGUCUCACGAUUUUGCGGUGCUCGUUUUUUUUUUUUUUUGGGAAGCAGUAUAUAUACAUAUGCAUAGUCGAUGUAGGCACCAAUCGUGUUAAGUUUGCUAGUUCCGAAAGCAUCUGAAGACAUAGACGCAUAUGGCCAUGGAUCAGUACAGUGAGAAUAUCAAGUAUGACGAGGAGUUUUUUGUGAACUCCCGUGACAACAAGCUGUUCACCUGCAGAUGGACACCGCAUAAACAAGAACCAAAAGCUCUGAUCUUUAUCUGUCAUGGAAUCGCAGCAGAGUGCGGCGUAUCGAUGAGAGACACCGCCGCUCGAUUGGUGCGAGCCGGAUAUGCCGUUUACGGGAUUGAUCAUGAAGGCCACGGUAGAUCAUCUGGUCAGAGAUGCUACAUACCAAACUUCGGUGACAUCGUCUCAGACUGCGCAAACUUUUUCACGAGUAUUUGCGAGAAGCCGGAGAACAGGGAGAAGAAGAGGUUCCUGUACGGCAUCUCCAUGGGUGGAGGCGUGGCGCUUCUCCUCCACAGGAAGGAGCCAACCUACUGGGAUGGCGCCGUCUUGCUUGCUCCUAUGUGCAAGAUUCCUGAUGACAUGCGGCCUCACCCGAUCGCGGUCAGCGCUCUGAAAAUGGUGUGCGCUGUGGCUCCUAGUUGGAGAAUCAUACCCACACCGGACAUAAUUGACAAAGUUUGUAAAGAUCCAGAGAUGAGAAAGCAGGUUCGCUCAAAUCCGUACAUAUACAGGGGAAAGCUCCCACUGAAGACCUGUCAUGAACUCCUGAUGGUCAGCCUAGACAUUGAGAAGAACCUGCAUGAGGUGACACUGCCGUUCUUGGUCCUACACGGCGGAGACGACAUCGUGACCGAUCCUUCGGUGAGCAAGCUGCUGUUCGAAGAAGCAUCAGGCAGGGACAAAACUUUCAAGCUUUACCCUGGGAUGUGGCAUGCUCUGACGGCUGAGCUUCCUGACGAUGUCGAGCGUGUCUAUUCUGACAUCAUCUCCUGGCUGGACGAAAGGUCGGAUUGUGCAGGCAGUGUUCCUGAAACUUUCUGAGAGAUGUCAAUCAUGUGCCAUUGCAGUUUCCCUGUGCUUGUCCGCUGUAAAUUUGUCCUACCGAAAACGAUAUACUGAAACUUGUUCUGAAUAAAUAACUCGUUCCGAUCAGGAAUUGCGCACUAGAGAAAUGCAGAAUGCAGAGAGCUUGGAACAGAUCACAUUGCUGACAGAAGAUUUUUGUACUGGUAAUCGGUUAAACUUUAGACUGGAUGAUGAUUGGUUGAUUGGA
This is a messenger RNA of Oryza sativa Japonica Group (Japanese rice), 1294 nucleotides long. RefSeq names its product caffeoylshikimate esterase. Gene Ontology annotation, molecular function: lipase activity. Lineage: Eukaryota; Viridiplantae; Streptophyta; Magnoliopsida; Poales; Poaceae. The record is from RefSeq and is a predicted model, not a curated record. Gene Ontology annotation, cellular component: membrane.